This is a messenger RNA of Diabrotica virgifera virgifera (western corn rootworm), 1377 nucleotides long. RefSeq lists its product as uncharacterized. The coding region runs from base 140 to 715 and encodes 191 amino acids. Lineage: Eukaryota; Metazoa; Arthropoda; Insecta; Coleoptera; Chrysomelidae. The transcript has 2 exons. The record is from RefSeq and is a predicted model, not a curated record.
UAUAUAUGUAGAUACUUACUAAUAAAGUAUUUGAUUUAAAACAGAAUAGAGUAGAAUGUAACAGAUUAAAUGAAAUAUAUAGAUAGAUUAGAAUAGAUAUAUAGUAUAGAAUAAAGUAAAAUAUAAUAUAAUAGGUGAAAUGAUUUUGAAAAGCAAUAGUUUUAAGUACCUACUAUCGGUAUUACAGAGUAAUGGAGAAAUAGAUGGAGAUGCAUGCAGUAGAAUUAGGGCUGGAUGGAUGAAGUGGAAAGAAGCGAGUGGUGUGUUGUGUGACAGAAAAAUUCCAAUGAAGCUGAAGGGAAAAUUCUAUAAAACAGCCAUAAGACCGGCUAUGAUGCACGGAACUGAAUGUUGGGCAGUGAAAAAGAAAGCGGAACAACGAAUGCAUGUGGUGGAAAUGAGAAUGCUUAGAUGGAUGAGUGGAGUGACAAAGAAGGAUAAAAUUAGAAAUGAGUAUAUUAGGGGAAGUCUAGGUGUGGCACCAAUUGAUGCCAAAAUGAGAGAGCAUAGGUUAAGAUGGUUUGGUCAUGUUCAACAUCGAGACGUUAAUCACCCAAUACGAAGAAUAGCUGAAGUGCAGAUUCCUGGAAGGAGUAGGAGAGGAAGACCAAAGAAGACGAUAAGGCAGGACAUGUUGGUAAAGGGGAUUAACAUUGAUAUGACUCAAGAUAGAAUUGUGUGGAGAAAUGCAAUUAGGGAAGCCGACACUGCAUAGGGAUAAGGCAAAGAGAAUGAUGAUGAUGAUAAUAGGUGUAAUGUGUAGAUACUUAUAUAGAAUAGGUUUGAAAUAGAGUAGAAUAUAAUAGAAUAAAGAUACUAUAUACCUACAUCCCUAAUAGCACAAGGAUGUCCUUCACAGACUUUAGGGAGGUCCGUUUUCGUCCAAGGAACGCCCUAUUUUGGUCCAAAUGUCGCGCUACCGAAUGUCUGUUGGACGUCCACUUAAGGUCCGAAGGGACGUACAUUGGACCUUAAUCGGACGUCCUAGGGGACGUAAAUUGGACCUUAACAGGACGUCCUAUUUUGGUCCAAAUGCCACGUUGCCAAACGUCCAAUGGACGUCCACCUAACGUCCGAGGGGACGUUCAGUGAAUGUCAAUUGGACCUUCAUAGGAUGUCCCAGUUUGGUCCAAUGUCUUGCUGCCGAACGUCCAUCUAACGUCCUGAGAGGACCUCCGGUGGACGUCUAGCAUCGAUAUUUAGACCUGUGGAGAAUGUAUGGUGGGAAAUAAAAAAUAUAUUUUUAAGGAACUUAUAUUACAUCUUAUAUUAAAUUACAAUUAUUGGAUAUUACAUUAUUUACAUUAAAUUACAAUACACUUCUCCAAGAAAUUAACGCACCACCUUAAAAAUAGGGCAUUUUUGAUGUCUCGAAUU